ACAUCUUGACUUCAGAAUGGUGCACUGUCUGGUUUUGUGUGUCAACUUGACACAAGCUGAAGUUAUCACAGAGAAAGGAGCCUUCCUUGAGGAAAUGCCUCCAUGAGAUCCAGCUGUAAGGCAUUUUCUCAACUAGUGAUCAAGGGGGAUGGGUGGGGGGAGAGGGACCAUUGUGGGUGGUGCCAUCCCUGGGCUGUUAGUCCUGGGUUCUAUAAGAAAGCAAGCUGAGAGUAAGCCAGUAAGUAAUAUCCUUCCAUGGCCUCAGCAUCUGCUCCUGCUUCCUCACCUGCUUGAGGUCCAGUCCUGACUUCCUUUGGUGAUGAACAGCAAUGUGGAAAGUGUGAGCUGAAUAAACCCUUCCCUCCCAACUUGCUUCUUGGUCAUGAUGUUUGUGCAGGAAUAGAAACCCUGACUAAGACAGAUGGUUAUAGAAUGGAGUUAGGAAAAUUUCCACAGGAUUCUUCAUCAAGCUGAUUAAAUCCUAGUUAAACUAAAAUGGCCUCAGUGAGAGUACAAGACGGAGCAGCCUCUUCCUGCUGUGUGUUGCGCCUGCCUCGCAUUUCAGGUGUCAUUUAAAGGUAAGAGUUAGGGGAACAAGGUAAAUACUAUGUGGUCAUCAGUGAUGCUUUCGCUGAAACAUCUUGGCAUAAAAGAGGGAAAAUAAGAAAACUUAUUUAGCAGAAGCUUCAAAUUGUCUAUUAAACUAUUUUCUUCCAUCACAAUGCCCACCCCUAAAAAUAUACCCAAACUAGAUGUUAUAGCAACUAUUUUAAAAUAAAUAAGUUGCUUUUCAGUGUCUGAUGGCAGGCAGUCAUUCAGCUACUAAGUAAUAAUGAUUAAACAAAACAUCUUGCUUUGGUUUGUAAACAUUGGCCUACACUUUGGAUACAACAUUUGCAAGCCUUUUUUUUUUUUUUUUUUUUUUUUGAGACAUUGUUUCUGUGUGUAGCCCUCUGUCUUCCUGGAACUUGCUCUGUAGACCAGGAUGGCCUGGAACUCAGAGAUCUGCCUGUUUGUGCCUCCUCAGGGCUGGGAUUAAAGUAUAUGACACUCCUGCCUAGCACAAGAAAUUUUUAAAAACAAAAUACAUUUCGAGAAGACAAAUUGGAAAAUUAAUUACAAUAGAAUGAAAGGCCAUCUAAGUUUCUGGUGUCAUUCUAAGGUCAUUCAUAGGUGUUGAGCUGAUUUACUGAAUGAAAAGUCUGGUGUAACCAUAAAUAAAAAGUAUUGUAGCGGGCUGGAGAGAUGGCUCAGUGGUUAAGAGCACCUGACUGCUCUUCCAGAGGUCAUGAGUUCAAUUCCUAGCAACCACAUGGUGGCUCACAACCAUCUGUAAAGAGAUCUGAUGCCCUCUUCUGGUGUGUCUGAAGACAGCUACAGUGUACUUACAUAUAAUAAAUAAAUAAAUCUUUAAAAAAAAAGUAUUGUAGCAUAAUUUUUAUUUCUUUAAAGAAAUAUGCAAAAAUAAACUGAAUUUCUUUUCAUUCCAAAAUUCACUGGGCCCAAACUCUAUUUUCACGUUCAAAGAUACAACCUACACAGGCUGCUAAAAUGCUGUGGUCAGUCAGACUUACAUUUGCAAAAAGGUAACUUUCAUUUAUUUUGUAACAGUUCAAAAUAAUAUUUUCUUCAUGCCACCUGGGUUUACUUAACAGAGAACGGAAGAGCAAAGCAUAUUGAACCGAAGUGAAUGUUGGAGAAACACUGGGAAUGGCUAAUCAAGGCCUGGUGAGCCUUAUUACCGUUGUCUAUUGGUUUUCAUCAGCAGUUUUGAAUGUGUAUUUUUGUGGGUAAGAGUCAUUUAGUGAUAAAUUAUUUUAUUUCUCAUAUUGGCAGCUCAGUCAAAUACUUAAAAGUUCUAAAAAGCCAAAUCUCAUUUUUAAUUUAAGCGGUAAGUGCAAAGGACACCAUCCUUAACCUCGUGUGAGCUACUCUAUAACACAUUCCUGGCAGGCUCCAAGGGCAUCAAAAACAUCUCUUAAAGAUUAUAGGAACUACACAUUUCCGGAUCCUUGCCUGACCCACUGCAUUUCCCAGCGGAAGUUGAGUAGGCAACACGGUAUAGCUGAAGAUGAGGCAUUGAUUGAGACUUUGAAACUAGUCUGAGCUGCAUAGCAAUACCUUGUCAAAACCCAACCGUCAAGCUUUUAGAUUCCACAAAAAUUUAGGGAAUGAUCAGUCGCCCCAUAGCGACCAGGUGUCCUCUGCACAUACCCAUCCCCGACCCACGCGCCUCCAAAGCCGCCCAGCACUUUCUGUUGGACGCAGCCUCCAAACCGGGAAACCCAGCCUCAGCCCCUCUCCCUUUCCCCUCCCCCUAGAAGCAGCGAAGCGGGCCAGGGGUUAGGCUCGGCGCUCGAUUGCUCGAGCCUGGCGACGAUAGCACUUGCAACGACUCUGCACUCGAGGGGUCGAGCCUGACCCGUUGAGGCGUCUGCGGCAGCGGCGGACGCGGGAGUGAGUCCGCUGCGGGGAGCGGGAAUGUCGAGGAGUUCGAAGGCAGUGCUGGGCCUUUCGGUGCUGCUGACGGCGGCCACGGUGGCCGGCGUGCAUCUGAAGCAGCGGCAGGACCGGCAGAGGCUUCGUGACGGAGUGAUCAGAGACAUUGAGAGGCAGAAUCAGAAAAAAGAAAACAUUCGUCUUUUGGGAGAACAGAUUAUUUUGACUAAGCAACUUGAAGCAGAAAGAGAGAAGAUGUUGGAGAAAGGAUCUCAAAAUACCUGACUUUGAGAAGCCGAUGGGGCAGCGCUGAGUUGGUGUGUGUAACUGUGGGUGCGGUGUGUGGUAGAGAAUAGCUAGUGAGAGCUGCCCCCAAAAUCACUAUCCAGUUACACUUCAUUAACUGAAGGACAGUGGUCCUGUCUUCUGAAUUGCUUCUUUUAAGAGUCUGUCGUGUGUGGAGAGAGUACUUGGGGGCAAAUGCUCUUCUGAAGGUCUGUCUGGGGGAUCCCUGCAACAGUGCCUGUCAGCUUAGGAGUGCAGGGGCGAUGGAUAGUAGCAUCCACCUGAGUGGGCUCCUAAGUCGGCAUGAUGAUGAAGCCACGAGAACGUCUACCUCGGAAGGGCUGGAGGAAGGUGAGGUGGAGGGAGAGACUCUCCUAAUUGUGGAAUCAGAGGAUCAGGCAUCAGUGGACUUAUCUCACGACCAGAGUGGGGAUUCCCUCAACAGCGAUGAAGGAGAUAUAUCAUGGAUGGAGGAGCAGCUGUCUUACUUCUGUGACAAGUGCCAAAAGUGGAUCCCAGCCAGUAAGGAGCUUCUCGAUUCCUUUGCUUGGUUGAUCCCUAUGUGAUGGCUUGUUUCCAGUCUGUGAAAAACACUAAUAAAAUAGACUUGAAUAAAAA
Molecule: messenger RNA, 3342 nt
Organism: Rattus norvegicus (Norway rat)
Lineage: Eukaryota; Metazoa; Chordata; Mammalia; Rodentia; Muridae
Source: RefSeq, a predicted model, not a curated record